AUGCCAACUAUCUCUGAGAGAACGAGGGUAAUGCUUUGGAAACCCGAUGAGCCGGGAUGGAACCAAUACUUCGUACUCAAUUUCCGAUCAUUUUCAGAAAAAGAAGUAUUAUCGGAAGGCUGGCUUCGGUGCAAUACGGAAGGUUUCUGGGCGCAAACGUGGGAAGGCCUACUACGGCCAAAAGACCAUGAUGAGUAUUGGACUAUGCACUUUGAAGACAUGGAGUUCUAUGGAUUCGAAUGGAAGAUUGACGAGGCUAAGAUUCUCACAAGUCAAUCAAUGCUCCUUGCUACUGUGUAUCAUGACAACAAUGGCCCUUCUAAACAACAAUUCGUGGCGGCGUUGGAAGAGAAUGUGACCCACACAGAUAACUUCAGCAAAACCCAUGGUGUUUCUUGGAGCAUCGAGGUCGGUGCAAAAAUUAAUGUACCGACUGUUGCCGAGGGGUCGGUUGAAAUUGAAGCCGGGACUUUGCACAGUUGGACCCGGGGAAGCUCGGACUCGACGACGAAAAAAUAUACGUUUAAUAGUCCAGUUAACGCCGAGCACUGGUGCCGUCAAAAGUCAUCUAUAUCUUUGACAGUGAGAGAGGUAAAGGUUCCGUUCGUUGUCACAUACAAGUCGGCUUCCACCGGGCAAAAAGUUCAUACUGAAGGCGAAUGGAACGGUACGAGGAGCUGGAGUGUGACUCUAAUCCAUACGUUGGACAAGAGGUAUGACGCAAGGUUUUAA
Penicillium taxi is the source of this 732-nucleotide messenger RNA. RefSeq lists its product as uncharacterized. Bases 1 to 732 code for a protein of 243 amino acids. NCBI's taxonomy places the organism in Eukaryota, Fungi, Ascomycota, Eurotiomycetes, Eurotiales, Aspergillaceae. The transcript is spliced from 4 exons. The record is from RefSeq and is a predicted model, not a curated record.